CUGCUGAUGUCCGCCAUUUCGUGUAUUGUGCGCUGAAGAAUUCGUGAUGCCGCCGCAAGCUAGUGGAAAAGCCGUCAAGAAGGCCGGUAAGGCACAGAAAAACGUCCGUGCCACCGACAAGAAGAAGAAGAAGCGUAGGAGGAAGGAGUCGUUCUCAAUUUACAUCUACAAAGUGCUGAAACAAGUGCAUCCCGACACCGGUAUCUCGUCGAAGGCUAUGUCGAUCAUGAAUUCAUUUGUGAACGAUAUUUUCGAGAGAAUCGCCGCCGAGGCAGCCCGGCUCUCGCACUACAAUAAACGAUCGACAAUCACCUCGCGGGAAAUCCAAACCGCGGUCCGGCUCCUCCUGCCCGGCGAAUUGGCGAAACACGCAGUCUCAGAAGGAACGAAAGCCGUCACCAAAUACACGUCGUCCAAGUAAGCGCCCCGUUGGUCGGGUCAACCGAGAAGUGGUUCGCUUCCAAAGUCGUCGCCGCAUCAAUCGGGGAUUCGAGCUCUACUCGUUCGCGCCCCACGUCACGAUACUUCGUUCAUCUGAAUCGAUCGAUAAUAAUCUCUGCGGCAGCGGCCAAAUCGUGUGGGCCACUGACCACUGUCGAAUGAAAAAUGCAAUCCGACAGGAGAGCGUGUGCGGCCGAGCAAAUAUUGUGAUUCUUAAAACUUAGGGCGAGCUGACGGCGGAUAGGCCGGAAAAAAUGUUGACACCAAUAGUGUUGUGUGCGAUCUCUGGUCAGAAAGUCGGAGGAACGACUCAUUUCUGAACUGUUUCAAGAAAGGAAUCCAGUGGAUGCUGUAUCCAAACAUCCGCGAAUUGUGACAAAAUCCUGUAGAAAAAAUAAACGUGCUGAGGGUGGAAUAAAAACCUAACUUAUAAUGGAGUA
This is a messenger RNA of Galendromus occidentalis (western predatory mite), 881 nucleotides long. Its product is annotated as histone H2B. Gene Ontology annotation, cellular component: nucleosome. Gene Ontology annotation, molecular function: structural constituent of chromatin; protein heterodimerization activity; DNA binding. The record is from RefSeq and is a predicted model, not a curated record. Lineage: Eukaryota; Metazoa; Arthropoda; Arachnida; Mesostigmata; Phytoseiidae. The transcript has a single exon. The coding region runs from base 47 to 421 and encodes 124 amino acids.